GCUAGUUGCUUAAAAAUAUAGUUUAAUAUUUUUUCGGUUCUAUGUUCAAUGCACGUUAGAAAUUCAAGAAUGGAAGUUUGGAAGCUUUGGAAGCUCACCGAUUUGCGUAGAAUAUUGAUAGACAGAUAGAUAGAUGCAAUUGCCCACAAACUAGAAGACGAAAUCCAAAGAUGAAGAAGAGUUCCUCUACCGAGGGGUUGCCCCCUUGCCCAGAAUCGAAUCACAUGACCAAUAUGGUGAAGAAUCGAGCUUUCGAUUUCUCAAUAUUGUUACUCUUGUUCUUCGGCUCACUUUACUUCAUUUCCAUUCCCUCCCGCCUCCGCCCUAUCUUUUCCACCCCUAAUCCCCCUCGCAAUUCCUCAACCACGUUUGAAAUGAUUGUUCAGCGGGAUGAACUCGACAUGGUUUUAGCCGAAACAUCGACUGAGAACAAGACUGUAAUCAUCACCAUGGUAAACAAAGCCUAUGUGGAAGGGGACAAGUCGAUGCUUGAUCUAUUCAUGGAGAGUUUUUGGCUCGGCGAUGGUACUUGGGGGUUAAUAGAUCACCUUUUGAUCGUGGCCGCUGAUCAAGUAUCCUACGAGCGGUGUAAGUUUCUCCGGCUUCAUUGCUACAAGCUUGAAACGGACGGUGAAGACUUUGCCGGGGAGAAGGUAUACAUGUCUAAAGAUUUUAUCAAGAUGAUGUGGAGGAGGACUUUAUUUCUUGGGGAUGUAUUAAAGCGUGGCUACAACUUCAUUUUCACGGACACCGAUGUGUUAUGGUUUAGGAAUCCAUUUUCCAUUUUGAGCCCAAAUGAAACGAUAGACUUUCAAAUCAGUGUCGAUAUAUUCAACGGGUCCGAACCCGACUUCAUCAACACUGGUUUCUACAUGAUCAGAUCGAACAACAAGACAAUUGCAUUGUUUGAUCAUUGGUACGCAAAAAAAGAAGUCUACUUCUGGACGAAAGAGCAGGACGUCUUGAAGGCGCUCAUGAGAAAUGGUUUGUUUAGAGACUUAGCACUCAACGUUAGGUUUUUGGACACACUUUAUUUCAGUGGCUUUUGCGAAAAUAGUAGAAAUGUGGGCGUUGUGGUGACGGUUCAUGCUAAUUGUUGUCGUACGAUAAGAGCCAAAGUGGCUGAUCUAACGAUUGUAAUUCAUGAUUGGAGGAGGGCUAAGGGCUUGUUUGCCAAUGAGACGUCGACGUUUCGAUGGUCAGAGCACUUAGCUUGUGUACAUUCCUGGGACAAUUGAGAACUAUUCAAAUGUUCCUUGAAGUUGUAUAUAUGAUCUUAGGAUUUUCAUUUAUUUGUUUAGAGAGAGAAUGGUGAUGGCAAAUGGGCUCAUUCUUACGGAUAAUUUACGGAUUGAAAAAGUGCAAGGA
Rhododendron vialii is the source of this 1368-nucleotide messenger RNA. RefSeq lists its product as uncharacterized. Lineage: Eukaryota; Viridiplantae; Streptophyta; Magnoliopsida; Ericales; Ericaceae. The transcript is spliced from 3 exons. The record is from RefSeq and is a predicted model, not a curated record. Bases 171 to 1238 code for a protein of 355 amino acids.